CGAGGGACCAUGAAGGCAACACGAGGAUCAAGCUGGAGGAAAGUAAAAAGUCGCUGCAGCCGAAGAAGAAACACCGUGACGAAAAGUUUACACAACUAUAAGACUUUAGUGGAUCGUAAGUGUGUACGGAGUUAUGUUUAGUGAGCGCCCAGCUGCUGGUCAACUUUUUGUUCAGGAUUUGUCGACGUGUCGGUGCCUCGGUUGAGGGAGAGUUCUGCUUUCAGUCGGAUGGAAGUGAGUGAGACGGAUCAGUUUUGAGGACCGGCCGGUCUAACAGCCCGUCUGGAAGACUUUGACUGUCUCUUUAGUUCAAUGUCCACAGUUAACUGCGCCGAGGAGCUGGACUUCAGACUGAUCUUUGAGGAAGAUUGUACACACACAACAGCUCCAGAUCUGGAUGUGAAGACGCCUCCUUCCACAACACAGGCUCUGGCCGAGCAGCUCUUCAACCAGGAGCUGCAGAGUCACCCUUCAUCUGUGCCCCCUACAGACAGCUAUCAGCAUGCUGCCUACCAAUCUCACGGACCCUACUGCAGCCCCCAGGGGAACCCCAGGGCCUUCGACUGCCCCAGCAUCCAAAUAACCUCCAUUACUCAUAACAAUCAUGUAGAGCCUGGCAGUACCCAGGGGCCUCUGGGAGUAGGCGGUGCAGAGGGGGGUUACCCUGAGGCCCUCUGGUCCAGAGAUCAGCUCUACCUGCCUCUGGACCCCUGCUAUCGGGAAACUGCUCUAUGUCCUAGUCCCUGCAGCAGCCUGUCCUCCAGGAGCUGGAUGUCAGACCUCUCCUCCUGUGAGUCCUUCUCUCAUGGUUACGAUGACGUGGACGGAGAGCUGCGUGACGCUGCUCUCCAUGCUCUAGGGUCCCCCUUUGGGUCACCUCUGGGGUCCCCGGGCUGUGGCGGAGGAGCAUUUGGGGUGGAGCUGUGGCAGCAGAAGUACCAGCAUCCUUCAGCCUUCAGCCCAUCGUUGUCGCCCCAUCAGUCACCCCGCCAGUCACCUUCCCACUCCCCUCGCACCAGUGUCACAGAUGAGACCUGGCUAAACCGUCGGCCCUCCUCCAGACCGUCAUCCAGACCAACCUCUCCCUUUGGAAAGAGACGGCACUCCAGCUCCGACCCUCACGCCCGCUCACCCUCUCCUCAUCACUCCCCCAGUCCCACUCCGGGCACCUCCCCCCUGGGCAGCAUGACAGAUGACACCUGGGUGGGAAGUCCUGCUGGUGGCCUUGGAAACCUCCUCAGUUCUGGUUACCAGGACCUUGAUGUCCCAUCUAAGACCAGGAGAACAUCAGGAAGCCAGCUUGGCCUCUUGGCCUGUCAAGGAGAACAGGGCCAGGAUUCUCCCAGAGAGGAGGUCAGAGAACAGGAUGGCCUGGCUGAGCUCUUCCUUCAGGUGCCUUCCCACUUCAGCUGGAAUAAACCUAAACCUGGAAACCCUCCAUUAUUCAGGGCCCUGUCCCCCCCUCCGCUGGACUGGCCUCUGCCCAGCCAGUAUGACCACACUGAGCUAAAACUGGAGAUCCAGCCCAAGUCCUACCACAGGGCUCAUUACGAGACGGAAGGCAGCAGAGGAUCCAUCAAGGCAGCUACUGGAGGACAUCCCAUCAUCACGCUGAAGGGCUACAGCGAGCAGCCGGUCAGCCUGCUGCUGUUCAUCGGCACGGCGGACGACAGAUACCUCCGUCCUCAUUCCUUCUACCAGGUCCACAGAGUGACAGGAAAGACCGUCACCACAGUCUGCCAAGAGAAAAUCAUGAGCAACACCAAGGUCCUCGAGAUCCCUCUGCUUCCAGAAAACAACAUGUCCGCCAGCAUUGACUGUGCCGGCAUCCUGAAGCUGCGUAAUGCUGAUAUUGAACUGAAGAAAGGCGAGACAGACAUUGGGAGGAAGAACACCAGGGUUCGGGUUGUGUUCAGAGUCGCUGUCCCUCAACAGGAUGGCCGGAUGCUGUGGCUGCAGACUGUUUCUGUUCCUGUGGAGUGUUCCCAGCGAUCAGGUCAGGAGCUUCCUCAGGUGGAGAGCUUCAGUCCAGCCAGCUGCUCUGUGAACGGUGGAGAAGAGCUGCUCAUCACCGGAUCCAACAUCUCUGCUCAGUCCAGAGUAGUUUUCACAGAGAAAGGGCCUGAUGGACGAGCCCUGUGGGAAAUGGAUGCCAGAGUUGUACCAGAAAAAAGUAAUGAAUCCAAUAUCGUAGUGGAGGUUCCUCCCUACAAUAAGAGGAUGACAAGUCCAGUACAGGUCCAGUUCUAUAUCUCAAAUGGAAAGAGAAGAAGAAGUCUAAUGCAGAGCUUCACCUACUUGCCAGGGGUCAGAUGUGACCAUCUUUCUCCUGUUGGAGUCAAACAGGAGCACUGGGCUCUGGAUCAUAUCCCAAACAACCCAACAGCUUUCUCUCUUUCCUCCAGUCAUGCACCUUCCCAGGAUCGAAUGGUCGGGCCGGAUGUGGCUUGUUAUGAUUCCUGUGACCUCCCAGUGCAACAUAGUAUUCCUUCUCCAAACCCCCCUCUUCUCCACCGUCCUCCCUCCGCCUCACUUCCCCUUCAAGCCUCCUUAAUGUUUCCUCAGACCUCCUCAGUCCCUCUUCAGAACUUAUUUCCACUCCUGCCUCCUCAGACAGUUACCAUCCCUGCACAGAUCACCACGAUUCCUGCACAGAUCACCACGAUUCCUGCCCAGAUCACCACGCUUCCUCCACAAGCCUCUUCUGUUUCCAUUGAGACCCUAAAUGCCCCUCGCCACACCUCUCCUGGUGUACCUCUGAGGAAGCCGUCUCACUUUCUAAGUUCCAGGAGUACUUUAGAAACCACAGCUGACCCUCAGAAGGAUUCACUGCUUUCUGGCCCAGAAGUGCUGAGCAUCAAGCAAGAGCCAGAGGACCAGCUUAAUCUGGGAUGUUUGGGCCUCCAGGAAAUAACGCUGGAUGAUGUGAACGAGAUCAUCGACAGAGACAUCGUCAGUUUGAGCACCAGCAUGCAGCCUGACCAGCGUGACCAGUUCCACCAGUACAGCUGGGAGCUCAAAUCCAGCGACACCACCCUGCCUUUCGGUGGAGACCCUGACGAUGGUCUGGAUGUUGUACAAAGUGCCCCAAAGUGAUCUUCUAGUGCCUGGAAACCAAACAGCAGCUUCACUGAGGAGUGUGUGGGCUCCAUUCAGCUGACCACCACAUUAAAGUUUCAUUCUUUCUCAGGAAUUUACUGAAACCAACUCGUACCUCACAGACGUACCAAAGAUUCUGACUUUUCCAAACCAAAUUGGAGGAAAUGUAAAACAUGACAGAAGGGCUGUAAUCUGACUUAAAAACAAUCAGUUUGUCUUCACAGAUGCUAAAGUUGCACAGAAAUGCACCCUGUCUUUUAUUGGCCAGUAAUUGAUCUAUUUUUGAUAUUCUGGAUGGGGUCCAGUAAAAACUAGUCCGUCAGCUAAUUACUUUUCUUCUGUUGCCUUUGAGCUACAUUACUGCUGUCCAAACCGAGCUGAUGUGGUGUGACCUGUCAGACACUGAAAUGUAACGUUAAGCUAAAGUAAAAAUGACAUGUGAUGCUCAGA
This is a messenger RNA of Melanotaenia boesemani (Boeseman's rainbowfish), 3549 nucleotides long. It is a transcript of the gene nfatc3b, whose product is annotated as nuclear factor of activated T cells 3b. Gene Ontology annotation, molecular function: RNA polymerase II cis-regulatory region sequence-specific DNA binding; DNA-binding transcription factor activity, RNA polymerase II-specific; transcription factor binding. Bases 313 to 3096 code for a protein of 927 amino acids. The transcript has 10 exons. The record is from RefSeq and is a predicted model, not a curated record. Gene Ontology annotation, cellular component: transcription regulator complex. NCBI's taxonomy places the organism in Eukaryota, Metazoa, Chordata, Actinopteri, Atheriniformes, Melanotaeniidae. Gene Ontology annotation, biological process: calcineurin-NFAT signaling cascade; cytokine production; regulation of transcription by RNA polymerase II.